Molecule: messenger RNA, 811 nt
Organism: Cataglyphis hispanica
Lineage: Eukaryota; Metazoa; Arthropoda; Insecta; Hymenoptera; Formicidae
Gene: EMC4
Product: ER membrane protein complex subunit 4
Exons: 3
Coding region: 133-669 (178 amino acids)
Biological process (GO): protein folding in endoplasmic reticulum
Cellular component (GO): EMC complex
Source: RefSeq, a predicted model, not a curated record
UCGUUAGUUGAUGCGACAAUCGUUAUUACGAACUUCUGUUUUUGUUUCGAAUAUCGUCGAUCACUCACGUCAUCGCAUCACAUCCUCCAUAAUUAUUUUCUCGAGAGGGUAAACGAUACGCGAAUUAUCCCGAUGACGAUGACGGCGAAUUCCAAGCAAGGUUCCAAGCGAUCGAAAUGGGCCUUAGACUUUGCUCACAAAACGAAACAAGACAAAAUCGUGGAGAUACCAUCUCCACCGGGAUACACGCCUACUGGUUCCCUUUUUCACAAUGUAGAGUACAUGAGAGAAUCAGAUUCUAAUCAUUUGAUAAUAAAGAAAUCUUGGGAUUUGGCUUUGGGACCUCUGAAACAAGUGCCCAUGAAUCUAUUCAUCAUGUAUAUGGCUGGCAGUUCAAUUUCAAUUUUUCCCAUCAUGAUGGUCGGUAUGCUCAUCAUCAGGCCUGUCAAGGCGUUAUUCACGCUGCAGCAAACAUUCAAAGUGAUCGAAGGAACGCAUGCGUUUGGACAAAAGUUUGUGUACUUCUUAGGACAAUUAGUGAAUAUUGCAUUAGCUUUGUACAAAUGUCAAUCGAUGGGUCUAUUGCCGACACACGCGUCCGAUUGGUUAGCGUUUGUAGAACCGCAAACAAGGGUGGAAUAUUCUGGUGGAGGUCUUAUGUAUGUUUGAUGCGAAGAAUACAAUCAGACGAUAUUGUAAGUACUCGAUAUACACGUUUGACAAGCGCGAUCGUGAAUAUAGCUAAGUUAUCUUAUGCGUGUGUCGCAUUUAAAUAUUGUUUAUUAAAUAAAAUAAAAGUAUGGAAAAAUAA